Messenger RNA from Gallus gallus (chicken), 16663 nucleotides. It is a transcript of the gene CMIP, whose product is annotated as c-Maf inducing protein. The transcript has 21 exons. Lineage: Eukaryota; Metazoa; Chordata; Aves; Galliformes; Phasianidae. The coding region runs from base 12654 to 14705 and encodes 683 amino acids. Gene Ontology annotation, cellular component: cytosol; nucleoplasm. The record is from RefSeq and is a predicted model, not a curated record.
AUCCAGGUGUGCGUCAUCCGGCACCCCCGGACGUUUCUCAGCAAGAUCCUCACCUCCAAGUUCCUGCGGCGGUGGGAGCCGCACCACUUGACCCUGGCGGACAGCGCCGUCGCUUCGGCCACGGUGAGUGGAGCGGGGGACGCGCGCUUCGGGGUGAAAGCGCGGGGUCGCGGCACGGCUCCGUGCCGGGCUUUGGCCGUUAAUUCGGGCUUGCGGCGCCCACCUCCCCUCUCCGCUGUGCCCCCGCGCCCCCGGCAAUCAAUGGGCCCAGGGCGGCGCGCGGGCGCGGCGCGGGAGCGCGCUCCGGGGCUCCGCGUGCGGUUCCGGGCUCCGCGUCGGUGGGGAUCGAACCCCCAAUUCGGGCUGAGGGCCGUUUAACGCAGCGCGCGGCUCUACGCGGAUUCUGACCGGGCUGCGCUUCCAUUGUGCCCCCCUCCUCCCUUUUUAUUUCUCCUUUUUUUUUUUUUUUUUCUUUUCUUUUUUUUUUUUUUUUUUACAUCGUAUGUGAAUGCUUCGUUUUUCUCAAUGGUUUCCUUCUGGGCUUCCUAUAGGACACUCGUGAUAUCAAUGUGCAUUGGCUUUUGUGUGGGUUCCCGGGCAGGGUGAAUGGAGAUGGGCUUCAUCUAGUGUGAGGAGGUUGGAUUUUUUCACGUCAGCGAGUGGUCCCCCUCCAUCUCUCUGCAAACGCGUGUCCCUUCUGCAUCACCCUGCAAAUUACACGUCCCUUUUGCAUUGCUUUGCAAAUACAGAUCCCUUCUGCAUCGCUCUGUAAACGCACGUUCCUUCUGCAUCACCCUGCACAUACACUUCCCCUCCUGCAUUGCACAUCAAACAGAUGUUCCUUCUGCAUCACCCUACAAAUAUAUGCCCUCCCGCACCUCCCUGCAAAUAAAAGAAAGUCCCUUCUUCAUUGCCCUGUAAAUGCACAUCCCUCCUUCAUCACCCUACAAACACACGUCCCUCCUGCAUGGCCCUGCAGACACGCGUCCCGUCGUGCUGUGCCUGCAGGUAGGCCAGCUGCCCGUUCUCACGGUGCUCCUCGUGCCACACUGACACCUCCGUACUGCCUGCGCCGUGCUGCUGGGGGUGUUUGCAAGGGCAUGUGGUCCUUUGCUCUGUAGAAGUGCUGUAUGAAGGAGAAGGAAGCCUUGGGCGAGUGUUGCAGGAGGAAGGCCCCAGAAGACGUGGGCAUGAGUAGUUUUUUGCAGUUCCUCGUUUUAAGGAGGUUCCAUCAGCACGAGGGGACGUUGGAUGUGGUGGGGUUGAGGUGAUUUCCCAGCAGCAUCCCCAGCUGGUGGUUGUGUCUGAGCACAGGAGGACACCAGCAAAGAAAUGUGAUGGUGCUCCAGCCAUAGAUCUCUGCAGUGUAGCAAUACUUAGGCAUGAAGUUGUGUUUGUGCAGGAGACGCCAAGCUCUGCUCGCUGGCAGAGCUGCCACCCAAGAAAUCAUCCCCCAAAAGAUUUCUCAAGUCCUGCAGGGUGGUGCUUUAAUUAAUGCGAUGGCAUUCCUAAUUGUUGUAGGCAAAGAAGGAGCGAGUAGAUAGCAAAGCAUUGCGUGUACCGUUUCAGGCUCCAUUUUGUUGAGCAGGGCUCUCUGUGCUCGGUGUUACGCCUUAUCAAUUUUUUUUUUCCAAUGCUGGGUUUCUGAGUAAGUGCUGUGGUUCACGGGGAUAUCUGUGCUUUGGUAUUUGAAAUGCUGUCUGUGUUCUGUAGGAAGUAAAUGGGGGAGUGGGGUGUGAUGUGUGUUCUCGUGUUACCUGAAGGUGAGCACGGUGUGCUCAGCAGGUGUCUUGGUUCCACCAUAUCUCCAUCUUCCUCUUUUUUGGAGAUGAAAAGAUGUGACUUAAGCAAAACGUGUGGUCCCCUUGUGGAAAUGGGGGACGGGCACAAGGCCAGAACCUCCCGGAGCCGUAGGUAGAUAUCGAGAUGCAAUUGAUUUGGUUUUACAGGGCUGAAGGAAAAUAUCCAUCCCUUCCAUCGACGGCGAGCACUGGGAGCGCUCAGCAGCUCUGAUAACAAGGUCAUUUUUACACACAGGGCUUUCCAUAGCCAGGGUGCUUUAUGAGCAGCUGCUAAUUAAUCUUCACAUCGUCUCUCUGCAAAUCCUCUGGCACGACGAGUUUUACUGCAUUCUCUAUAACAUGAAUAAAAUUGAACAGGAGAAUAACAUCACUUUGUUUUGCAUUUGAAAGCUGGAGCGGUGAUGACACCUAAAUCCAGAUCUGGGAGAUGAUGUCUGUGAGUACAGUGCAAGGGUGACUGGGUGAUUCCAGGCAUUUUCUGCCCUUUUCAAUGUCACCUGAAACGUGUGUUUGAAUGGAGGUCUUCUCCACGCAGACUCCUACAUGUUAGCUCGGGGGCUGUGGAGCAGGAGCUGCCUCUCGUUUGUGUAUGGGUUGUUCACUGCUGCUUUUUCUGGUGAAUGCAGUAUGUUCCCACAUCUCAGCAUGAAUAUUGAGACCCUACCUACAGCUUUUUUGCAAGAGGUGGCUACUUCCCAGCCUCGAUUCAGCAGUGAUGUGUUUUGUGCCUGACAAAAUAGCGUUCUUUAAAGAAGCACCAUGCAAGAAUGCAGUGGAACAAGUGUUUGGGACAUCACAUUUUAGCAAAGCACGGAGAGGACAAAUGAAUUUGCUUUACAAAACGUUUUUUCUGGCAUCAUCACGAACGUCUUUCAGUUAAAAUAAGCCCAUGCUCAUCUGAGAGCAGUACUGACAGCGGAGUUCUGAAUUGGUAGAGGGUUCAGUUACAUGGAAACAGAUGAGCUUGUGGAGUUCCACAGUGUAGGUGUCGGUACUUGAUGUGAUUUACAUCGUUUCCUUUGGGUUUCUCAUCUCUCAAAGAACUGGUUACUUAAAAGCAGCGCAGUUUCACCAGUAGCCUUCCAUCCUGCCCAGCCUUCCAUUCCUGCUCUGUUUAAGGGUAUUAUUUCUCAGUGUAGGUAGAUAAAAAUCUGCAUUGCUUUGGUUCAUUUUAUUUCAUUUUUAAUUAAAUGCCAAAGGCCCAGUAGGAAAUUUUGAUACUUACAAACUUUAUGUGCUUGCUUAGGGAUGAAUCUGACUUUCUUCUCCGUGGGAGGAAUGAAGUUUAUUUUAUAAACACUUCCCAAACCCAAAAGUGUUGCCCUUGCUAAUUUUUUUUUCACAAAAAUCUGUCCUUGCGCAGCUUGAAGGGCAACGAUAGUAAAAACAAAGGAAGAAAAUCCAAUUUAAUAUUCCUUCUGCGUUUUUGGGUGUUGUUGUUAUUGAAGAACAAUCAAAUCUUCAGCGGCGAUGUUAAAAUGUAAUGUUCAGUGGUUUGAAGGUGACAGGUGAACCUGAACUUCUGACAUCCUUCUGCCCUGUCCCUUUCAUGCCUCUCUUCUACUCUUCUCUUUCCUGCUUUUUCUUGCCCCAGCAGGGUAAGCUGUUGAGAACAGAUGUUGAGGACAGUGGGUUUUAAGGUACGGGAUUGGCAGGAGGCCCUGCGGUAUGUAUGUACGUGCAGCAGACAAGGAAGGAAUAAAUAAGCAAUUCACUUUUGCUGGCUGGGGAUGACCUCUCUAAUUCCCAUCUGGGAAGAUAAGACAUAAUUAAAACCAUGAAGUUACUCAUUAAUGUCCCUCAAGGAGGUGGAAACUUUGGCUUUUCACGCUCAUUUCAGAUUUCCAGGUUUCUCCUGGGCAGGUGAGUUCAGCGUUGUGUUCAAAGCCGGUGGCAAACCUGAGAAGAUUGGAGUGCAUCUUACAUUAUUUCCAGGGCAAAGAUGAUCUGUGAGAACAAUAGUUUAUUGGCACGAUAACUAAUGGGAAGUGUACUUGACACCAGAACGUGAGUUAGGGAGCUGCAUUUAAUGUUUUCUUCUAGAGGAAAGAACAUACACAAUUAAUAUUAAAUGAGGCAGGGCAGGACGAUCUGUUUCAAAUAGGAGAAGUGGAGUAGAAAAUCGUCUUCUAAUUGUUUUUUAAAAUCCAACGAUUUUGCUGCUGCCUGCGUUUCGGCGUGCUGUUACAUGGCUUUCCUUCCUUCUGUUACAAAGAUAGGGCAAAAAGUCCUAUCAAGGCAGACUCAUUGUUUACUUUAGUGCAGGUUCCCAUUAGUUAGAAAAACACGCUUUUUAAAAUUAAAUUUCCCUUGAAAAACAAUUAGCUCAAGUGGGAAGCAUUAUGCAGAACUCUGAAGUUUCAAAACAGUCUUAUAAGGAGAAUUCUUUUAAAUCUUUCCUGGAAAGGGAAUAUCAUACCAUUAUCCAGACUGAAUCAGAAUGAUAAUGAAUUAGCUAGAAUAACAAUAAAAAAAGUAAACAGUCUGUUCAGUAAACCAAGUGCUGACCUCAGUCAUGGGCUAUUGAUGAGGCUCUGAGAAUGGGGCUUAAAAUGAGCCUGCUGGGCCUGCCAUCGUUACGCACGCAGCAAAUAGGAGUGCAUAAAUAAUGAAGCAAUUUAAAAUACUUCUUUGCAAUCCAGCACAGCAAUAGGAUGUUAAUUUAUGUUCUAAGAUAAUAUUUAUCAUUGUUUUAUACCGGCGGUGGUUGUUUGCAUUCAACAAGAAGUGAUAGCUGUAGGUUUGGGGUGUAUGUGCUCCUUACCCCGUUGCCAUUGAUCAGGUAUUUUCUCUGGGCUUAUCAGGAAAGCAAUGAAUCUUGUCAUUGGCAUGCCACAGGGAUAAGUCAGAAUUCUCUGAGUAGUCAGGACAAAUUGCUCCCUGUUAUCUGUGCUGCUGAAGGUGAGAAUCUGUUUGUGUGGUAAAGGCAGGCAUGUGUGUGCAUUACCAAACCCCACGUUGCUGUUGGUGACUUAAUGGGGUCUUGCUCUGCUGUGAGAAACUUGCUUUACUCAGCCCACAGCUAGGCAUAGGAAAACCUAAAAUGGUAUUUCUUCAAAGUUGCUUAAUGCCUAUCAAACACACCUUUGAACAUAUAGUUCCUACAGCAGUUAAAAAGCAUAUUUACACGUCAGUAGUGUUAAGGUAUGCGUUUAUAUGUUACAGAACCUAUAUAAAAUAUGGAAACAGAAGCUACAUUCAUUGAGAGAGUGAGAGCUCUUGGGGCUGUUAGCGUUAAUACACAGCCAGUAAAUUUUAUGUGUUUAGGAGCAUAAAUAGAAGGGAUACUCAGAAAUACUUCUGCCUCACUUUUCUUUAUGGCUGGGGAGCAAAGAUGCGGUGCUCAGCACCGUGUGGGGUAGCGGUGCCCAGGAGGAGCUGCUCUGCUGCACACUGGGGACCUCAUCCUGCAUCUGCAGGGACCGGCGGAGCUCAGCAUCCCUUUGUGGGGCUGUGAGAUCAGCCUUGUUUGUUUUGUGGUAGCUGGAGGUGGAAAGAGCCUGCGGGAUCGUCAAAGCCUGGGAGCAGUCCUUCUAGGAAAGAAUGUGCAAAGCACAAAAAGAGCGCGUAGUUUGUCAGAGGUCUUAGGCUCAGCCGAGCGCCUGGUCUGUACCAAACUCCCCAGUGACAGACUCAGGUUUGUGUUGUUACAGAGACUGAAGCCUUGGUCCCCAUCAAAGCCAUGGGUAGAAAUGUGUACCUCGAGGGCAGCUUUUGGACAAAAAAGAUGGCAGGCUUAGUACGUAGGGAGGAGUGAUUCUUGGAACUGUUUAAUUUAUCGUACAUUGUUUGUUUAUACAUCUCAGUUUCCUAAAUAACAGGUGAGUUUUAACGUGAUACAGUAAAAUGGCUUCUCUCAUUUCCUUGUGUCUUCUGUGUUAGUAAGCAUAACUGGAUGAAUAGGAUUUGCUCAACUUCCCACAUAGGAUUUAUGGAAGACGUGAUCUACCUCAACUAGUUCAAGCAUUUUGGAUUCUUUAGAAGUAAUUAGACUGUGGGUUGCAUAGGUAGUCUGUGGCUUGUUGGUUAAUGUUUUGAGUAUUGCUAGUUGCAUUGGUUUUGUUCUGUGUCUGCAUGUGUUUAUAGAUAUGUGUGUUUAGUUUCAUAAGCAAUUGCAUAUCGGAAGAUGAUUGAUACCUUAGUGUGCAUAAUCUACAUGGAGCUCUUGUGCACAGGUAUGCCCUCAGUAAAAUAACCUUUCCUUGGGGUCAUGUUGAGAAAAACUGAACUGGGUUGGGGGGCACUUGCUCACUCUAUUGGAACUUUCUGCAGAUUUUCUUGUCUUUUUUUCUUUAACUGGGUUGGGGAACUGAUCUGUUUCAGUGCAGGGUUCCACCAAACGGCUGAGGAAGAAGAGAGGGAAACAUGGAAGGCUGGAGUUGCUGCCAAAAACAAUGUAUUAUUAAAUCAUUGCGUAAAAUUUUCCUGUUUUGCACAAUAUUGAAGAAUGCAGGGGCAAUACCAGGAAAAGGAAAAGACAAUUGAAAAGCAUACAUUAUAACUGAGCACGUCAGUGGUGAGUGAAGUUCAGCUCUUGUGGUUGCAGAGAAAAACAUAAAGUCAGAACCAGAUGCUAAACUAAAAGGCCUUUGCUUCAUGGGCUUAAAAACUAGGAGAAUUUAAAAAUACCUUCCCCAUUUGGGAAAAGGGGGCCCUAUUUCAAAGCCUGGGGACACCCAGAGUUACCAGUGCUGACUUUCCCAUGCUUACAGUCAUUUCUUGACUUUGCCCUUGGGCUGUCGCAUGACUGAUGGGACAGAGCCAUAGAGUGUGAAAUGCAAAAGGAAAUGAGAUGCCAGACAGCAGAUUAAAGUAUGGAGUUAAGUGUGUCUACUAGACAUGUACCUGUUUUUAAUGGAACUUAAGAAGCUCAUCAGGUUGCAGUGACUCAGAUCUGAGCUGGAAGUACACCCAGUGAUGUACAUUGUUGUCUUGCUCUGUUGGCUUUGAUGGGGUAAUGUGAGGAGGGGGAUCACCACUCGCUGCCUGUAAUAUCUGUAGUAGGAUGUAGGGUCCAGGCAGCAUGAGGGGCUCAAUGAGGUCUGCGUGUGGCUGUCGCAUUGGGCUGACCGGGCCAGUGCAGCUCUACAGAAUAGAGCCCCAGUUCUUUGGCUGAUGGACCUGUAGAUGCUGAAAAACCUGCUCUUGGGUGGAUGGCUCUUUUGCAGGAGACAGGCUUACUGGAAAUACCCUUGUGAGAUAGAACCGUAUGGAAACUGCUGCUGUAUGACCCAUUUCAUGCCACAAACACUAUCCCGGAGGGAAGUCAGUAAUGUGACUCCCUUCUAUGGGAAAAAAAUGUGGCUGAGGACACGAGGACUGCUCACCAGAAUCUAAUAGCCCUGGCAAGGACAGCACUGAACACCUCCUUCAAGGUGUAGUAGAUCAAAGAUUUAUUUUGGACCUUUGUAUCCUGCAAAGCUGGGGAAAAAACAUGGAAUCUGCUGCAAUGUAUUGGCACUUAAUUAUCCAGUAGGGUUGUGGUGCAAUAAACAUUGCCUGAAGAAAGGUGAAUGUAAGAUAUUUAGUUUUUUUUUUGAAAAUCCAUAAUUUAUAUAUAUAUAUUUAAGCCUUGAAGUUGUGUCUGCAAGGUGUAAUAAGAAACAUUUUUUUCUCUUAGCAAUCAGUUACGCUCAUUUUUGAAGGGUAUGUGUCCACAAAUAGGUAUGCAUAUUGUCUGGGUCAGAUUUCUGGUGAUGUCAACCCAAAUAUAAGGCAAGAAUUUUGCAAUCAACAAAGUCGUUUCAUACUUUAUUUGUUUAUAAACAUAUGAAUUAGCUAAAUGCAUGUGCAGGAUGGUUUUAAAAAUAAAACUCUUCGUUUUCAUAAACUGCUUGAAGGUAUCCACGGUGUGUUCCCAACAGUACAUUUGGAAUUUUCUCAGCAUUGAAGCUGUGAUUGUGCUGUGGUUUGGAAGGCAGAGUUCCUUUCCUCCCAGCCUAUGUCUGUUUUGGCUAUUUAAAUAUAAGCUUUUGGGGUCACCAGGUGUCUCUUACCAGUCUGGUUCCUGUUGUAAUGGGGUUCUGUUGCACCACAAAGGUUUUUGUUUGCUACUUCAACACAGUUAGUGUGUAUUGUGAGCAGGCUGUGUUCUUGUUUCAUCUGUGCAAGCACAUAAAUAAGACCAGGAUGACUUUGUUAUCCAUUUUCAGGCAUGGGCAUUAUUAAUAGUGAAGUAGAAACUGCUAUUAUUUUUUUUUAAAGCACUGCUCUGGAAAUUGCCCAGUGAAAUCCAAAUUUUCAAUCAAAAUGCUAAGGGUGUAUAAGUUUUCUUUCCCAAAAAUAUGAAUGUUUGACCUUCUGUGAACAACGAAAAUAAAAAGUGAGGAUUAUUUUUGGCCCUUGAAGCAAUCAGAAUAUGUGAUUUUUGGAUGUAGCGUAGUGCUUCAGUUUUGCAAAUGCUUGGAUUUUGACUUUGCUGUGGUCCAACUCAAAAGGCAUUCUGGUCAAUGUUUUUGUACCCGGGAAAGCAAGGAGUCAGAGAUGACACUUCUCAGACAAUGUCUGCUGCCAUCGGUUCACGCUUUACCUGCAGCUCCUUGGGAGAGGUACAUCUAUGGUUGCCCCUGUAGCAUCCUAAGUGGGACGCCAGGAACCUGUGGCAUCUCCUGCUAGCUUUGACUCAAAUGCCUUGACGUAAUGUUUAUGAUAAAUCAGGUGGGGUUGGAACAGAAAUGAAGAGUCUUUGGCCACCAGGCCACGUGGGCUCUUCUGAUGUCUAUAGCCACUUAUAUUCUUAAUGUUUGUAAAUGUCAUAAGAAAUCAGUAGAGGUGUGGGAGAGUGACACCAGAAUGUGGCCCGCAGGGUUGUGCUUUUCUUAGUGCCUUUCAGUCUUCCUGCAGAGAAAGUACCUGCUGGGGAGCCAGGAGCAAUCACUUCAAGGCUCUUGCUGCGUGUGUGUUUUGUACAUUAUUGUAGUAGUCUCUUCUGGCAACCUACCACUAUACUUGUACUUUAGGGGAUAUUAAGGUUGAUUUCAGAAGAGUAAGGAGUAAGUCAGGGAAACCUCGACUGCGCUGGCAUUUUCAUCGUGAGAGUGAUGUUGCAAAGGUACCAUAGAAUCAGUGUUGUGAUGAAAAACGAUCAGCAGUUUGCUCUCCUUCUCAUGCCUAGCGUUUAAUACUCAAACAUCCUGAGGUUGAGCUCUUAAAUUUGGGAAUUGUUUGAGAAGAAUAUGAUUGCAGAGGCAUCUCAAAACAUGUUUUCCUCUACUGUGCUGUGAGCUGUCAACAGAAUGGAAACUGAAAGUAGAAAGUUGUGUGGCCUCUUACCUACUGGGUCUAUGCACUGGGCUCAAAUGGUACGAACUGAUGCAAAUCUGUAGGCUUUUCCCCUCGAGCUGAGAUCUGUUGUUCCAGUGGGUGAUCUGAGCAUUGAGCUGUUCCUGACAGCUUGGAGAGACUGUUGGACAAGGAAAGCUUUCUUUGCCCUGGUUGUUACGAUGCCAAACCGGGCAUUGGGUGUUGGUGACGGAGAGCUGUGAGUGUGAGGCUCCCUAGGAUGCUCCAUCUCCAGGAUGCCCCAAUGGUGUUCUGCUAUCUGAGCAUUCCUUCAGUGUCCCAGCUCUGAGAGACACUGGGAGGAGGGAACUGACUUUCAAGAACAGCAGCAUUUGCUUUUGCAGCAUAGAUUUCCAUCUGCUUCCAUGGGCUUUAUUGAAUGAGAUCCACCAUUGUCUUUGCUGUACUGUUCUGCAGCCAAAUGUCUGUAUUUUGGGUACGAACUGACUGUUGAUGGCUUUUGGAAGAUGUAGCAAGUACAGUGCUCCUUAUCUGAGAACAGCAUAGACCAGGGAGGGCUAUUUGUAUGUCUGGGAAAAGAGAAAGAAACAUCAUGUUACAGACAUAACUCUGUCAUUGUUUAAACCAGAAGAAAAUCCAUGCAGUUGCUGUAAACUGCUACCUUUAGUGAAGGUGUUACGGUGCCGUGAUUACGGGAUUGGAAAAGGAGCUAAAGCUCCUUUUUUUUUCAGUGCAGGAGGACUGAUGUUGCUUCAUAUGCUUCUUACAAAAGGGAUAGCAGCUCCAGCUGUGCACUAAGGGCUCCACGUACAAUUCCGAGUCCUUUCUGUUUCAAAACACAUGCAGAAUAUUUUCCUUCUCAGCAUAUGGAACUGAGGAGCACUGAUGAAAGACGUUACAAAAGAGCAAGUCGUUAGUCAUUACUUUGUUUAGUUCUUCUUUCAGCUCUUUGUUGUUAUCUCAGACCCAUAUUUUUUGUCACUGCCAUUGAGUGACUUUUGAGGAAAGUUUUAACAUUUUUAGUCAAAGAGCCUCUGACAUCCAUGGAUGCAGAAGGGGCUCUUUUUCCUCUCCCAAGGCACAAGAGGCUUGAGUGGAGCCCUGGCACUGACAAUCACUGCUGCUUUGCAAUACAAUGAUGUGGACGUUGAAAAAAAACAUAAAACUUGUGCUGGCACAGAACUUUGUUACUGAAGGUGAAAGUACAGACACAGUCAGCAUGUCUGGUCGGACUGAAAACACAUUUUGUAAGGUUAGAUAAUUCAUCUUUUGUGAUUGCAGUGAAUGAAGCAGGAAAUAAAGCUGGAAAGGCUUGAAAUGAGGAGCAGCGUGCAGGACCAGACAUGCACUUUGGUAUUAAAUAUUGACAUACCCUUUCUAGGUAACCACUUUUCCUUUGCAUCCCGGCAUUUGUCUGAAGACCAUAAUGCCUUCUUGUCACACGUUUAUGGAGAAAAAGUUACUGGCAUUUAGAAAUAUUCCUCAUGUCUUCUCUUCUAACACUAACGUAUGCUUCUUUCAGUGCUACGUCACUGCCUCCCUUGAAAUUAAUCUCGUCUGAUUUAUUGCAAGUUAUUUCGAAUGUCCCCAGUGACUUGCAUUGACUAAUGUACUUUAAAUCUGGUGAAAUCAAAUCUGCCGUGGGAGUUGACCAUGUAUGAAGCUGCUCGCUCGUGGAGGCGGACGACAUGGGAAAGCACCGAGCCCUUCCUGGUGCUCUCCUGAAUAGGGCCAUCCUCUGUUGGUUUGAACCCAAGCUGUUUCUAGGACAAGGCCUGGGUUGGUGGGUUUUAUACCCGGCCUAAGCUGGGAUUGGGGCAGUGCUAGCUCUUGUGUAUUACCUGUCCGUUUGGUAUGUCUGAGUGGGUUGAAGGUGGCAGAGAAUGCAAGGAAAGGUCGAUGUGAAGCAGCUUGCAGUAGGGCUGGGAUCUGUGUGCUCCUGCUGAGAAGUCUCCGAGGUGGUGGCUGCGUGUGCCUUUGCUUGGCCGUGAUGGUGGUGACUCACUGUGUGGGGCUGAAGUCCAUAGCCCAGCUCCUUUCCCUGCUGCACAGCCUGCAGCCUGCGAGGCCCCUGCUGUCUGCCAGCCCUUCUGAAUGCCGCUGGAAAAAUGAUGGAAAUGCUUAAAUGCAGUGGAUUAUGCGUUUCCUAGUGCCUCUUCACUUAUCGCGCUCACUCCGACUGAGAUAAAGAUGCAAUGUUGUGUUACAUUAUCUAGCUUUAACGUCAAGCGUUUGGGAGGUUGUGUCUCUUUACUUGUCAGACUUUCAUAGAAGAAAUAGGAAAAAUAAAGCACCCUGUGCAUCUUCCUGCCUGUACAGUGUGUACCUGCAGAUCUUGUGAGCGCUGCUGUCUUGAGACCCUUGUGUCUGCUCCGAGGCUCUCGCUGUGCUCAGAUUUCACAUUGCCAGAUUUUUUUUGCAUUGGUAAGAAAAUCCUGUACAAACAAUGCUCUGCUGUUUCCAAACACUGCAAAGUUUUCCCCUUUGCUUCCUGUUUUUGUAGCGUGUUUGUGAAAAGACCUUGUCUCUGCAUUGGAGUUAGCAUUCAUGUAGAUGCGCUCAGCGUUAGCCACCGUGUUCCAGCACGCAGGGGCCCGAGCUUCUCUUCAGCAAAUGUUAUUACUCUUUAUUAAUGGCGAGACUAGAUUAAGAAAGACUCGUGCAUGUAAAAGUGAAAGCACAGGCAGUGUUAAAUUGUGCAGUCAUGAGCUUGUUAUUUCCCCUCCCCCCGAGCAUGCAAGCCAGUUAGUAACCUAGUGAUCUAUACAUGAGGCUUUAAUUGGAUAUAUGCCCAGAGUGCAGAUUAAUAUGGAAAAGCUAUAAAGGCAUGGGUUCACAAACUUUAUUUGACCACAUGAGGACUGUCUGCAUGAUCCCAUGUGGAAUGUGCGAGGGAUUCUCAAAACAAAGAAAUACCUUCAUGUACUCGGGCAGAGCUGCAUGUGCGAGCCACAGGGUACAGAGGUGAUGUCUUGGCGUGGAAGUGAAUAGGCUGUUGAUGAAAUAGCACUUCAUCAGCACAGUAUUCACUGUGUGCUUCGUGCUUUAAGCAGGGCCGAGGUGCGUCUGGAGUUUCCGUGUUGUUUACCUGCCUUCAUUUCUGAAAUUGCUGAAGUUUUCUUUUUAUGAUUGGAUAUAAUCUUGGCCUCCUUUGGAGGUGAGGGGGAAGAAUCUCCCUGCAGUGAAGUGGAAGCAAGCAGAUGUCUUGACUACAGCUGGCUAGAGAUGAAUCAUUUUGUGUAAACUUGCCUGGAGAACAUGAUCUUUUUCCUCUAUAAACCUACACUCCAGAGGGAAGGGAGAAUCCUCAUUAGUCAGUGACACCCUCCUGGCCUAAAAUUCCAGUGAUUCUAGUUUGCAGAUCACAUGCACAGACUACAAGCUGUAUUCAGCAAAGGCUUUCUUCAAGUUGUAACACAGAUUUUCUGCCUCUUCUGGCAAAAAUACUUCUAGGUGAGAAUUAUCGUAUCCCUAAGUGUGUGGAAGCAGUGACAGUCCACCUCUGUGACCCCAGAGCAGUUCAGUAACGAAGAAACCUGUUCUAAACUGGCAUAGCAUUGCAGUGAGGAGUUGAGUUGCGUGGGAGAGCCCUGACGUCCAACUGGGUACAUGGAAAACUCCAUUUCCUACAGUGCUAUUGAAGAUGUUCAACUGCUGUCCUGGGAGAAUGCCCCUAAGUACUGUUUACAGCUCACGAUCCCGGGGGGUACUGUCUUACUUCAGGCUGCAAACAGUUACCUGAGGGAUCAGUGGUUCCAUUCUUUGCAGUGGAAGAAGAAGAUAUACAAGUACAAGAAGGUGCUCAGCAACCCCAGCCGCUGGGAGGUGGUGCUGAAGGAGAUCAGGACGCUGGUGGAUAUGGCACUGACGUCUCCGCUCCAGGAUGAUUCUAUUCACCAAGCACCACUGGAGAUUGUCUCAAAACUGCUCUCAGAGAACAACAACUUAACCACUCAAGAUCAUGAGAGCAUUAUUGUGGCAAUUGCACCUUUGCUGGAAAACAACCAUCCUCCUCCUGACCUCUGUGAAUUCUUCUGCAAGCACUGCCGAGAGCGCCCACGGUCAAUGGUUGUGAUAGAAGUGUUCACACCAGUGGUACAGCGGAUUCUCAAACACAACAUGGCAUGUUUCACCGUCUUCACUGAGUCUCUCCUUUUUGGACAGGAUUUUGGGAAAUGCCCUCGAUUGCGUCUGUUUACUCAGGAGUACAUUCUGGCUUUGAAUGAGCUGAAUGCUGGAAUGGAGGUGGUGAAGAAGUUUAUUCAUAGCAUGCACGGUCCGACUGGACAAUGCCCCCAUCCUAGGGUUCUGCCAAAUCUUGUAGCUGUCUGCUUAGCAGCCAUUUAUUCAUGUUACGAGGAGUUUAUCAACAGUCGAGACAAUUCACCAAGCCUGAAGGAAAUUCGGAAUGGCUGCCAGCAGCAGUGUGACCGAAAGCCUAAUCUCCCCCUCCGCCUUCUUCACACAAGUCCUGACCUGGUCUCUCAGGAGGCUACCUUGACUGAAUCCCGGCUCAAGCCAGUCAUUGUCACUUCGAAUGAAAUCCACGUGGAAGUGGAGCGCAACAACACGGCUAAUCAGAAGAUGACAGCCAACGUGGGCAAUGACAGCGAGCCCAACCUGAUUGACUGCUUGAUGGUCAGUCCCACCUGCAGCACCAUGAGCAUUGAGCUGAGCGCCCAGGCAGACAGGAUCCUUGGCUGCUAUGUGGAAAUACUCAAGAUGCUGUCAGACUAUGAUGACUGGAGACCAGCCCUGGCCAGCUUGCUUCAACCUAUCCCGUUUCCCAAGGAGGCACUUGCACAUGAGAAAUUCACGAAAGAGCUGAAAUAUGUGAUUCAGAGAUUUGCAGAAGACCCAAGACAAGAAGUCCACUCGUGUUUGCUGAGUGUGCGGGCUGGCAAAGAUGGCUGGUUCCAGCUCUACAGCCCUGGAGGAGUGGCAUGUGAUGAUGAUGGAGAGCUGUUUGCCAGUAUGGUUCAUAUUCUAAUGGGAUCUUGCUAUAAAACAAAGAAGUUUCUGCUUUCACUGGCUGAAAAUAAAUUAGGACCUUGCAUGCUGCUGGCCUUGAGGGGUAACCAGACGAUGGUAGAGAUUUUGUGUUUGAUGCUGGAAUACAACAUCAUCGAUAAUAAUGACACCCAGCUCCAGAUCAUCUCUACUCUGGAAAGCACAGACGUGGGAAAGAGAAUGUAUGAACAGCUGUGUGACAGGCAGAGGGAGUUAAAAGAGCUGCAAAGAAAAGGUGGUCCCACGAGGUUAACACUGCCAUCCAAGUCCACAGAUGCAGACCUGGCUCGCUUGCUAAGCUCGGGAUCUUUUGGAAAUUUGGAAAAUCUCAGCCUGGCCUUUACCAAUGUAACAAGUGCUUGUGCUGAGCACCUCAUUAAACUGCCUUCACUCAAGCAGCUGAACCUGUGGUCAACCCAGUUUGGAGACGCAGGGCUGCGGCUCCUGUCUGAACACCUCACGAUGCUGCAAGUGCUCAACCUGUGUGAGACUCCUGUCACGGAUGCCGGGCUGCUGGCCCUCAGUUCCAUGAAGAGCCUGUGUAGUUUAAACAUGAACAGCACCAAACUUUCAGCAGAUACCUAUGAAGAUCUCAAGGCCAAACUGCCCAACCUGAAAGAAGUGGACGUUCGUUACACCGAAGCCUGGUGAACUCUGCCUGCCUCCGACUCUCUUUUGCUUCUGAUGGGAAGGAAAAGAUUUUUAAGACAAAGAGAAGAAAAACAAACCGGAGAAAUAACUUUUGGGCUAAUUCCUGUAGAGCAGUGAGCGCUGGGACGUGGUGGGAAGGUCGCGGUGUGAGGCGGAGGAGUUGUGUGUGUCGGGACAGAGCAGGCCUGGACCCGAAUCCUUGCAGCUUUGUGAUUUCGGAAUCAACAUAAUUUAAAUUGAAAAGGAGAAAAUUAAUUAUAAAAAAAAAAAAAAAAAGAAAAAAAAGAAAGAAAAUUAAAAAAAAAAAAAAGAAAAGAAAGCAAAAUAAAAAGACUUUGUAGCAGCAGCAAAGAGGAUUAUAAAGAGGAAAAAAAAAAAAAAAACACCUUUGUGGAUUUUAUUUGCCUUUGUGUUUUAUGCCGUGUGGAGAAAAAAACAAAUAUAUUCAUUUGUCAUUAUUUACCUGGGUUUCCUUGGCUGGCACCCAUCCGGCCCGAACUCCUCUGUGACCAAUUUUGCUCCCGAAAAUCAAACUUAACAAAAUCUCGAGAGAAGAAAACCAAACGCGAUCUGAUUUCCAGCCCCCCGCCCCGUCCUCGCAGUUGUUAUGCAAAGUAAUUUUGUUGUACAUAAGAUUUACAUAAUGCACCUAUUUAAGAAAAUGGUUCACAAAUAACAGGUCUGGGACCUGUCUUUUAUUUAUGAAUUGUUAAUUCUUUUACCCUUUUUUUUUUUUUGCGUAUAGUACUGUAUAAACCAGUUUGCUGUCUUGUUGUUAUUAUUAUUGUUUUUUAAAGGAAGCGUCCUCCUUGAAGAAUUGCCUUUUAGUAACGCAGACUGUAUUAUAGUCCCUCUGUCACCACAUCCAUCGCUUGUCUUUUUUGAUUUCCAAACGCCUCCGAUGUUACCGACCAGGAAGGAAGGUGCCCACCCAGGGGAUGCUGUUGGGAGGGGGCGCAGGGAUUAAUAAAGCCAGCUUUCCUUCCCAACUGCGGACCGCUUUCUUUUAGUCUCUUCAACCACGCCAGGUUCAGCCAUGGGCAGCAGGGAAAUUCCGCGGUUCGUUUUGCCGUUGGGGCGAUCACAGAACUCUGCUGACUUCACGGAACUCCGCCGUUUUCUGUUUGCGUCCAGUAUUUCAAAACGAGGACAAAAAGAGGCUCUCUCUCCAUGCUGAGCAGCAGCAUUUCGGUUCCAUGUUUUCCCCUCUCCUCCUCCCGCCCGCAGCACAGCUCUGCAUGUUCCCAUCACACCGCCCCGCGUGGACCCCACAGCUCUGACCCCAACACAGGUGGGACGGCCGCAUCUUCGGGAUUUCCUUCCAGUUGCUUAGAAGAUGAUUUGUUUUCACAAACGGGGGUUUCUUUCAUAACGAUGCCAUUGACUUUUGGUUUGUGUUUUCUUUUCGUAACGAGCCUUGGUUGUACAGAGCUGCUUAUUUAAAAAACAUCAUCCAAAACACAGUUUUUUUUUUCCUCUGUUUAACACCUUUGUUUUAUUCUCCGGCACCUCAAGGUUUCACAUACAGCCAAUGUAAUUUUUUAUAUAUAAAUAUAUAUAUAUUUAAUCUUAUUCAAUGGAAGCCAAGCUUUUUUUUUUUUCAUUUUGUCGCUAUGUAGACGAUGAUCCCUACCCCAAAUUAUGGGUUCCCCCCCCCUUUUUUUUUUUUCCUUUUUUAAAUAAACGAAACAGAAGUUGAGUCUUAACUCACGUAGUGUGCCAGGGUUUUUUUUUUUCCCCUUCAGAUCCCAGACUGUACGCAGACGCAGUGUGGGGAGAAAGAAAGAGAGAAAGAAAGAAGAGAAAAAAAACGUCUCUGAAAAGGAAGAAAAAUGACGCCAACGUUUUCCUUAGCACUGUUGCUUUUACCAAUGGUUUACUACUACUGUUCUGUAGCUGUGUACAAAGAGAUGUGAAAUAAUUUCAGGCGAAAAUAAACUGUAAGCGACUAUCUUUUA